ACGCUCAAUUAAAUAUAGUAGGUGUGGUUCAGGGCACGUGCGCUCACAUGGCAGCAGAGAAAGAGAAAGGAGGAAGGGAAAGAGGAGGAGACGGUAGCUUCAAUGAAAUAGUUAAGUAUCCAAAGGGAGAUGAUUUGAGGGUAGUAGAGAAAGAUGUUCUGAUUCCUAAAAUUAUGAGAGAAAAGGCAAUGAAGAGGUGCAGUGCUGAAGUCAAAGAAUUUGAGGACUGUAUGAGAGGAAGGACGAUAUCUGCUGUUUGGGCGUGUCAGAAAACAAACAAGCAAAUGCAAGACUGUUUAACUGCACUCUUUAAGAAUGAGGAAUUUCAAGAAGAAUGCAAGAGAGAGUAUCUUCAAAAAAGAGAAGAGUAUCGUAGAACUGGAAUCAAACAAAAAGACAUUAAAAUGUCAAAUUAAUAAUUAGAAAAU
Amphimedon queenslandica is the source of this 428-nucleotide messenger RNA. RefSeq names its product COX assembly mitochondrial protein homolog. Gene Ontology annotation, cellular component: mitochondrion. The record is from RefSeq and is a predicted model, not a curated record. Lineage: Eukaryota; Metazoa; Porifera; Demospongiae; Haplosclerida; Niphatidae. The transcript has 3 exons. Bases 48 to 416 code for a protein of 122 amino acids.